AAACGUAAUAAACAAUCGCCAAAUUGCACAUGGUCGUCUCUUUGGCUUUCAUAACUUGCGUUUUAAAAGUGCAUUACCCUUGCCUUUUGGAUUAACUGCUGAAGGUUCCUCAUUGGAUCAAUCGCAUUGAUUUAGUGCGUAGUUCCAUGCUUUAUUCACACUUUUUCGUUUCAAACAUUUAGCCGCUAGCAGGCUAGCAUUCACUUGACCAGAAUGUGGUCUCUGAAGGUAGCCUAUUCGGCGCUGGGUUUUCCAAGAGUUUACUGGACUAAAAUGAGCAGAUUAUCGACCGAUCGUGUUUAUUUUUCGGCCUGUCCAGCAUCUCCGGAAAAGAUCCCAGUCAUUCGCGUCCCUCGCUCCGUGCAGAAUCGCGUUGAGAACGUGAAGCAAACCCGAGGUAAAAACAACAUCAACACCAGCAAGGCUGGCAAGCUCCUCAUCCAGAGCAGGAACGCCAGUUUGAACCAGUCUGUAGGAUACACGCACGGCAAGUUUGAACAGCCUACACUCUGUUCCAAAGGAUGGAAGCACAAAAAGUCAUUCGGGGAUUAUUUCACAGUCAACAACAUCAAAUCGGUUGCGCCUUUUGUGUCUGGAAGCGAGAAGGAGGAUGAUAUUCAAAAGCCAUUGAAGACUUUCCAUAAACUGCACAUCUCCGGGGAGCUGGUGGAGACUUUGGAACGCUUAAACAUCACUCAUCCCACCACCGUGCAGCUGCAGACCAUCCCCAAGGUGAUGAGGGGUCAUAACAUCCUGUGUGCAGCCGAGACAGGAAGUGGGAAAACAUUGAGUUAUCUCCUGCCGAUUGUGCACAAGUUGCACCUCGAUGAGGAGAUUCAUGAAGAGGGGUCUCCUAAAAUCCGUGUUGUGGUUGUGGUGCCCUCCAGGGAGCUGGCUGAGCAGGUGGCGUCGGUGUCCAGGAGCCUGUGCGCCCCGCUGGGCAUAGUGACGAGGACAGUCGGAGGCGGGCGAGGCGUGGGGCACAUCAAGGGCGUCUUCAAGCAAGGUGUUCCCGACGUUUUAGUAGCCACGCCGGGUGCGCUGGUCAAAGCCCUGCGGAGACGCUUCUUGGACUUGAGGCAUCUUAGCUUCUUGGUGGUGGACGAAGCGGACACCAUGUUCGACCCGAGCUUCGCCGACAUGCUGGAGGACAUCUUGCGGCACACCGAAAUCUCCAGGGGUCCCGGGGAGACGCGAGGCCCCGCCCGUAAGGCCCAGUUGCUGGUGGUGGGCGCCACCUUCCCCGGCGGGGUCAGCGACGUCCUCAGACAGGUGACUGACCUCGGCAGCAUGAUGGUCAUCAAGAGCAAGAUGCUACACUUCCUCAUGCCGCACGUGAAGCAGACUUUCCUCAAGGUGAGAGGGCAGGAUAAAGUCCUGGAGCUCAACCAUUACCUGAAACGACUCCAGCAGGAACAUGGAGGAUCAGGAGAGGACGCCGUCCUUGUGUUCUGCAACAAGUCCUCCACCGUCAACUGGCUGGGAUACUCGCUGGAGGAGAUGGGUGUGCCGCACGCUCGCCUCCAAGGGGAAAUGCCGGCCGUGGUUCGCACUGGCAUCUUCCAGUGCUUCCAGAAGGGCAAGACGAACGUUCUCCUGUGCACAGACGUCGCCUCGCGAGGCCUGGACACGUCCCGAGUGCGCCUGGUGGUCAACUACGACUUCCCAGAGUCGCACACAGACUAUAUCCACAGGGCCGGCCGGGUGGGGAGGGCCGGGGGGUGCGAAGGCGGCGAGGUGCUCAGCUUCGUCACGCAUCCGUGGGAGGUUGAACUUGUACAGAAGAUAGAGACGGCGGCACGGAGGAGGACUAGUUUGCCUGGUAUGGAGUCUGAGAUACGAGAACCAAAACCUGUAAUAGUGGAGACAAAAGUGUAGAGGUGAUGGACAGUAUUGUAUCACAACCUGAACAAUAAUACAUUAACAUUGGAAUAAAUGGCUAGCUAUCCAUUUUCUGUAGCGCUUGUCCUCAUUAGGGUCACAUUUGCGUUGGAGCCUAUCCCAGCUGACUUGGGCGAGUGGACUGAGUUCACCCUGGACUGGUCACCAGCCAAUCGUAGGGCACAUAUACAGGUUGACAAACAGGCAUUCACACAUAUGGACCAUUUUGAUUUUUCAAUUAACCUAACAUGCAUGUUUUUGGAAUGUGGAGGAAGCCGGAAUACCAUGAAAACACCUCAGAACUAUAAGGCCACAUGCUUCCCAUGGAUUAAAUGUUUAUAUACAAUGUGAUCAUUUCUGGGUUAAAUGUUUUAUUUUUUUACAAUAGUUUCUCUGGGGUUUCAUUUAUUUUUAGUUUUGCAUUGUUUCCCGAGAAGAUCUGUGAGGAAUAAAGAUCGCUCUUGAAUCUUGGCGCCACACAGGAUAAUCUUUUAGAGACAUCUGAUAAUCAGGCCUUUGUUGACUUUGAUUGGAGGAGAGAAAAAAUACUCAGAUUUGCGCCUUAGCACGAGAGUCCUCUGGAACUACAACCAUACAACAUUGUUAAAGUGGUACUUUUCUGACAGUAUCAAAGUGAGCAUAAUAUUUUUUAAAGGAUACAAUUGAUUGUGAAAACGGAUGGUUACUGAUCCUUAUUUUUGUAAUUUGAUUUAACUAGCCACAUUUUCUGACAUGUCUCAUGUUAAUUUCUUAUGAUUGUGGAAAACCCCUAAAUAAAUGUUACUUUGCUGUGAGUGUCUUCGCUCACUAUGUAUGAUUAACCACUAGAUGGUAGCAUUUGUCUGAUCCCAGAUUGCUUAGUUGCCAGAAAAUGAUAAAUCCAUGUGACAUUUGUUUUAAAGAGAUGACCCUACCACAGGGUCACUAAUUAAUGCUCAUUUUUAGGGUGUUUUGUGCAUUUUGGUGGCUUCCAUGCUUGCGCUGCAGAAUCACGCCACACUGCACUAAUUAUACACAUCUCCAAUUUCAAUGAAUGAGCACAGGCCUAAACCUGACACCUUAACUCAGUUGUUGCUAUGGUGCGUCUGCAUGGCCCUUGAUGCUCUACCUUGAAUGGUUGCCCCCCCCCCCCCCCCCCCCCGGUCUUUUCCUUUCUUUUUGCCUGCGGGUUGCUUGACGAAAGCAAAGUGUCAGCCUCACAGUGAAGCUUUUACUGCGCUUCUGAUGUUUCGUGGAUAGAAUGUUGCCAUGCAGAUUAUGGAUUAUGCACAUUUGACAGGAAUCAAUCCAAAUAUCUCUUCCCAUAGAUGUCUCAUUCCCACAGUUCAAAUUCUGGGGUUGGGGUGUGGGGCUGCUGGGAGGAACUGUCAAGAUUACAGUAACGGACAGAUGUGUCAACAUGGAGCUUCCAACAGAAUGUGUGGAAUUUUACUUAAAUUCUGAGGCGACUAUUCCCUACUUAUUAAAGCAUGAGUAAGGGGUAUUCCCUGCUACUGUUCUCUAACCGAAGUCCAGUAUAUAAAUAUCUCUUUUAAGAGCAUGCCCAGUGGCUAAACACAAGAUUGGGAUAAAAUGCUGUAUGUAUUAAUUAAUUAAUACAAAAGUG
This is a messenger RNA of Phyllopteryx taeniolatus (common seadragon), 3487 nucleotides long. RefSeq names its product DEAD (Asp-Glu-Ala-Asp) box polypeptide 28 (gene ddx28). The coding region runs from base 214 to 1878 and encodes 554 amino acids. Gene Ontology annotation, biological process: mitochondrial large ribosomal subunit assembly. Gene Ontology annotation, cellular component: mitochondrion. The record is from RefSeq and is a predicted model, not a curated record. Gene Ontology annotation, molecular function: nucleic acid binding; RNA helicase activity; ATP binding. The transcript has 2 exons. Lineage: Eukaryota; Metazoa; Chordata; Actinopteri; Syngnathiformes; Syngnathidae.